UCAGCUUGUUGCUAUUUGUCUCACACAGAAUAAAAGUUUGCGUGGGGUGAUACUGAGUACGGACUAAAUCCAUUUGGGUUUACAGUGAACAUAUACCCUUUUCAUUUUUCUAUACACUAAGGACUAUCUUGUGGCAGGUCUUGGCAGAUCGCCGCCGUAUGGACGAUGAGGAGGAUGAUGUGUUUGAGCCAGACUCCCACUGCUGGCGCACAGCCUUCAGGGAGAUAAAGUACGAGGACAGGGGAACCCAGACACCCAGCCCUGUCCUGCCACUGCCCAAUAAUAUGCUGCCCUGCGGGGUGGCCCAGGAGCCCAGACCACUCUUCUACGGCAACGCAGGCUUUCGAUUGCACUUCCCAGCGCAGUUUGAGCGUGUUGGAGACCAGGGGCCUCUGGGAGAGCAAGGGGGGAUGGAGCGGCUCAAUCGGCAGCCCCAGCUGCCAGCACGCAGCAUAGAGGUCUGCAUUGGACAGAAACUCCAACUCAUCGGAGACCAGUUCCACCAAGAACACCUUCAAGUGUAUCACCGAAACCAAAGGAACAUGAGGCCCUUGUGGUGGCGCCUGGCCUCGGCUCUGCUCACCCUGCUGUUUGAGCAGGAGGCCAUCGCUGGAGGGGGGAGAGCAGGGUGGAGGUGAUGGAGAGGCCCAGCCCAGACUACCCCUCUCCCACAGGAACUGGACUCCAAAUGGCACUGUCAAAUUGAACACGGGUCUGUUGGGGAAAAAUUACAAAAGAGAAAAGGUCCCCGCGGGACGGAGACAACCAUUUUUUACGAGGUUGUUUUUUUCCAAGAAGAUGCCAUGUUGUUUCACGAGAUUCCUCUACUGGCCGAUGUCCUUAUUUUGGUAAUUGUUUGAUGUAGUAUUUUGUACAGUACAUUAUUCCUGUUGAAUUUGUUUGCACUUCCGUAUGUGUACAUCUUGAAUGACCUCCAUGGUCCCGGGAAUGCCUUGUCAAUGUCUUCUACCACAACCCAAUGACUGUUGACAAGAACCAAGCGGAAGAAAGAAAGAGAUAGAGGGAUCUGAAGAAGGGAAAGAAGAGUGGUUCAUAGGGUUUUCUUUUCUGAAGUUUCCAGGAAAUAAUUGGUCAAACUUGAUAACUUACUAAUUUCCAAAGAUGCAGUCUCUCAGAACAAAGCAUUUUUCACCUCAACCUUCUCCUCAAUGGGGUUGUGUAUACUGUUAUAAUACUGUUAUAUUACAUGUUGAUUAUUCUUUGCUCUUCCAGUCACUUUUAUAGUUUUGAUUUCAAUAAUUGUUGUUUUUCCCAUUGUCACCAAAAAUAAUGAAACAUCCAGUGGCUUCCGAUGUGGUAAAUGCCACUUUGUGGUGUGAAGGUAGAUACAGUACAUAGCCGCGGGAAAUAGGGGUGCUACAGCACCCCCUGAUAAAAAAGUGUAUAUAUAUAUAUAUAUAUAUAUAUAUAUAUAUAAACAUUUUCUCAUAACAUUUGUGAACUAGGCCUUUAUUACUGCUGUAUUAGCAGAGAAAAAUACUCUUUAGGACCCCCCCCCCACCCCCCUUCAACAGCACUCCCAAAACAUCUACCCGCAGCCAUGAUACAACUUCCAAAGCAAAAGUGGAUCCCACGAGUUACUCAGAGAGUUUAUUUCAGACUUAUCUUUUACUCAUUUCAUAAAUCCCGAACUGGACCCCAGUCAUUGUAAGAGAGAUUGUGCUGAUCAUUUUUUGUUUUAAGACUACCAGGCCCUUCAAGUGGAGCUAUGUAUCCACACUGUUUGCACUAUAGUACAUCAGUCAGGAGUAGAUUUGGUUACAAAGCCAACCUCUGUCAUUAAAUGAAGGUUUUUAACUGUAUCUGAUUUGCAAUGGUAACAUUACAAUGUUUUCAUUCACAUGAUCAAGCUAUAUCUUCCCAGGAAGUGACUGAAUAUGGCCUGUUAUCAUUAGAAUAAAACAUCUGAGGUACAAGUGAUGCUGGUUAGAUGAAUGCCUCAUUGAAAUUCCAAUGUUUUUUAGCCCGCCAAUCGAUGUGCUCUCUAACCCACUGCCAGAGAUGCACUUGUAUUCUGGACACCAAAACAAACAUGUGAAACAACAACAUCUUCCCUCCUCUCAGGAUUCUUGCAUGGGCUUUUAUAUAUAUAUAUUUUUUAACCUGUGGAGUGAUCUUGUAUUAGUUCUUUGUCCUCAGAUCCUGUGGUGUAACUUUUUAAUAGAAAUCAACACUGAUAAUCCAAUUGACAAGAGAACGUGUCUGAGAUUAGAAAUGAACUGGUAGUAUGCAAGACUGUAAUUACUAUUGAAAUAUGAAUCUUUUUGAAGACACUGCUGUAUUCUUGAAGAUGCUGUUUGUUGUACAUUUUAUUGCCCUUUUACUUCACUUUUUGUCCAUUUUGAAGUAGCAGUAUAUAUCAUGAGGCUGUAAUUUCAGACACAACUCCUGUUAAUACGGUUAUGUUUGGUCCUACAGUACUUUACUUUUUGCCCAUUUUGAAGGAGAAGUAUACAUCAUGAGGCUGUAAUUUCAGACACAACUCUUGGUAAUUUGGUCCUACAGCCAUCUUCUGUGUCAUCUUCUGUCUGUAUAAUCAGUGCUUUCUUUCAACCCAUAAUUUAGAAUGCUGGAGAAACAGGUAACUGCCAAAAUCAAGGAAACACCCAUAUAAAGUGUCUUCAUAGGGUGGUGUUGGGCCACCACGAGCCAGAACAGCUUCAAUGCCCCUUGGCAUAGAUUCUACAAGUGCUUGGAAUAAUAUGGUGUUUUGUUGAUGGUGGUGGAAAACGCUGUCUCAGGCGCCCCUCCAGAAUCUCCCAUAAGUGUUCAAUUGGGUUGAGAUCUGGUGACAGUGACGGCCAUUUCAUAUGGUUUACAUCAUUUUCAUGCUCAUCAAACCAUUCAGUGGCCACUCGUGUCCUGUGGAUGGGGACAUUGUCAUCCUAUGGGGGCAUAGCCAUGGUAGCCAAAAUAAUGGCCUGCCCAACCUUUUUAAACAUAUAUUUAUAAUGGGAUAUUAAUUCCUUUAUUAACUCAGAAACCACACCUGUGUGGAAAUACCUGAUUUAAAUAUACUUUGCAUCCCUCAUUUACUCAAGUGUUUCCAUUAUUUUGGCAGUUACCUGUAUGUUUCAGUGCCAGGGAAAAUUACAAAUAACAGUUUCCCAUGUAGAGUAGGAUGACAAAGGAAUGGAGUGGUUCGGUCCAAUUCUGUUGUCUGCAUCAGUUGAAAUAUAUUAGAUACUUUAGACAGACUGGUCAGAUGAUGACGCUUGCUCUGUCUGUUGAGGCAGGGACUAAUUUAGAACCAUGUGGGGCAGUGAGAGAUGAGCUGAACAUCGCUGUUUUUGUUGUUUGUUGUUGUUUCCUGCAGAUCCUGAAUGCUGAGCCAGUCACCGUAGCCUCCUGUCUCACUGUAGUCCUUAAACCGUCCCUAAACUCGCUUCUCUCGCUCUACUGUAGCCUACAUCUAUGUGUACUGCUCAUCCAUUUCCUUUAGGACUUUUAGCGUUGUUUUCCGUUUUUUAAUUUAUUUUUUGUAUAUUCACCCUUUUCUACUGUAUGGAUUUUGUGUGCAAUUUCUCUUCCUUUUGUUUUUUAAAAAUGUGUAUAUAAUUCAUUUGUUUGACUGUAUAGAACGAUGGUUAUCUGCGCUGUGUUUUCCCUGAGGGUAGUCAUCUCCAGAAAUGGGCCCAAUCGGUUAAGGCAUUUAUAUGAAUCAACCAUGUCACGUUAGCCAUUCAGCAGAUAGCAGUAGAAUAUCAGUGUUCAUUCUGGAAAGAUCACAGAUCAGUUUAGCUACAGUUGAAGUCGGAAGUUUACAUACACUUAGGUUGGAGUCAUUGAAACUCAUUUUUCAACCACUCUACAAAUGUCUUGUUAACAAACUAUAAUUUAGGCAAGUCGGUUAGGACAUCUACUUUGUGCAUGACCCAAGUCAUUUGUCCAACAAUUAUUUCACUUAUAAUUCACUGUAUCACAAUUCCAGUGGGUCAGAAGUUUACAUACACUAAGUUGACUGUGCCUUUAAACAGCUUGGAAAAUUCCAAAAAAUGUCAUGGCUUUUAGAAGCUUCUGAUUGGCUAAUUGACAUAAUUUGAGUCAAUUGGAGGUGUACCUGUGGACAUAUUCAAGGCCUACCUUCAAACUCAGUGCAUCUUUGCUUGUCAUCAUGGGAAAAUCUAAAGAAAUCAGCUAAGACCUCAGAAAGAAAUUGUAGACCUCCACAAGUCUGGUUCAUCCUUGGGAGCAAUUUCCGAAUGCCUGAAGGUACCAGGUUCAUCUGUACAAACAAUAUUACGCAAGUAUAAACACCAUGGGACCACGCACCUGUCAUACCACUCAGAAAGGAUACGUGUUCAGUCGCCUAGAGAUGAAUGUACUUUGGUGCGAAAAGUGCAAAUAAAUCCCAGAACAACAGCAAAGGACCUUUGCAAAGGAAACAGGUACAAAAGUAUCUAUAUCCACAGUAAAACUUAUUCUAUAUCGACAUAACCUGAAAGGCCGCUCAGCAAGGAAGAAGCCACUGCUCCUAAACCGCAAUAAAAAAUAAGAAAGACAAAAAAGACUACGGUUUGCAACUGCACAUGGGGACAAAUAUCGCACUUUUUGGAGAAAUGUCCUCUGGUCUGAUGAAAAAAUAAUAGAACUGUUUGGCCAUAGUGACCAUUAUUAUGUUUGGAGGAAAAAGGGGGAGGUUUGCAAGCAGAAGAAACACCAAUCCAACUGUGAAGCACGGGGGUGGCAGCAUCAUGUUGUGGGGGUGCUUUGCUGCAGGAGGGACUGGUGCACUUCACAAAGUAGAUGGCAUCAUGAAGAGAAAAAUUAUGUGGAUAUAUUGAAGCAACAUCUCAAGACAUCAGUCAGGAUGUUAAAGGUUGGUCGCAAAUGGGUCUUCCAAAUGGACAAUGACCCCAAUCAUACUUCCAAAGUUGUGGCAAAAUGGCUUAAGGACAACAAAGUCAAGGUAUUGGAGUGGCCAUCGCAAAGCCCUGACCUCAAUCCUUUAGAAAAAUUGUGGGCAGAACUGAAAAAGCGUGUGCGAGCAAGGAGGCCUACAAUCCUGACUCAGUUACACUAGUUCUGUCAGAAGGAAUGGGCCAGAAUUCACCCAACUUAUUGUGGGAAGCUUGUGGAAGGCUACCCGAAACGUUUGACCCAAGUUAAACAAUUUAAAGGCAAUGCUACCAAAUACUAAUUGAGUGUAUGUAAACUUCUGACCCACUGGGAAUGUGACGAAAGAAAAAAAAGCUGAAAUACAUCAUUCUCUCUACUAUUAUUCUGACUUUUCACAUUUUUUAAAUACAGUGCCUUGCGAAAGUAUUCGGCCCCCUUGAACUUUGCGACCUUUUGCCACAUUUCAGGCUUCAAACAUAAAGAUAUAAUACUGUAUUUUUUUUGUGAAGAAUCAACAACAAGUGGGACACAAUCAUGAAGUGGAACGACAUUUAUUGGAUAUUUCAAACUUUUUUAACAAAUCAAAAACUGAAAAAUUGGGCGUGCAAAAUUAUUCAGCCCCCUUAAGUUAAUACUUUGUAGCGCCACCUUUUGCUGCGAUUACAGCUGUAAGUCGCUUGGGGUAUGUCUCUAUCAGUUUUGCACAUCGAGAGACUGACAUUUUUUCCCAUUCCUCCUUGCAAAACAGCUCAAGCUCAGUGAGGUUGGAUGGAGAGCAUUUGUGAACAGCAGUUUUCAGUUCUUUCCACAGAUUCUCGAUUGGAGUCAGGUCUGGACUUUGACUUGGCCAUUCUAACACCUGGAUAUGUUUAUUUUUGAACCAUUCCAUUGUAGAUUUUGCUUUAUGUUUUGGAUCAUUGUCUUGUUGGAAGACAAAUCUCCGUCCCAGUCUCAGGUCUUUUGCAGACUCCAUCAGGUUUUCUUCCAGAAUGGUCCUGUAUUUGGCUCCAUCCAUCUUCCCAUCAAUUUUAACCAUCUUCCCUGUCCCUGCUGAAGAAAAGCAGGCCCAAACCAUGAUGCUGCCACCACCAUCUUUGACAGUGGGGAUGGUGUGUUCAGGGUGAUGAGCUGUGUUGCUUUUACGCCAAACAUAACGUUUUGCAUUGUUGCCAAAAAGUUCAAUUUUGGUUUCAUCUGACCAGAGCACCUUCUUCCACAUGUUUGGUGUGUCUCCCAGGUGGCUUGUGGCAAACUUUAAACAACACUUUUUAUGGAUAUCUUUAAGAAAUGGCUUUCUUCUUGCCACUCUUCCAUAAAGGCCAGAUUUGUGCAAUAUACGACUGAUUGUUGUCCUAUGGACAGAGUCUCCCACCUCAGCUGUAGAUCUCUGCAGUUCAUCCAGAGUGAUCAUGGGCCUCUUGGCUGCAUCUCUGAUCAGUCUUCUCCUUGUAUGAGCUGAAAGUUUAGAGGGACGGCCAGGUCUUGGUAGAUUUGCAGUGGUCUGAUACUCCUUCCAUUUCAAUAUUAUCGCUUGCACAGUGCUCCUUGGAAUGUUUAAAGCUUGGGAAAUCUUUUUGUAUCCAAAUCCGGCUUUAAACUUAUUCACAAAAGUAUCUCGGACCUGCCUGGUGUGUUCCUUGUUCUUCAUGAUGCUCUCUGCGCUUUUAACGGACCUCUGAGACUAUCACAGUGCAGGUGCAUUUAAAUGGAGACUUGAUUACACACAGGUGGAUUGUAUUUAUCAUCAUUAGUCAUUUAGGUCAACAUUGGAUCAUUCAGAGAUCCUCACUGAACUUCUGGAGAGAGUUUGCUGCACUGAAAGUAAAGGGGCUGAAUAAUUUUGCACGCCCAAUUUUUUGAUUUGUUAAAAAAGUUUGAAAUAUCCAAUAAAUGUCGUUCCACUUCAUGAUUGUGUCCCACUGGUUGUUGAUUCUUCACAAAAAAAUUUAGUUUUAUAUCUUUAUGUUUGAAGCCUGAAAUGUGGCAAAAGGUCGCAAAGUUCAAGGGGGCCGAAUACUUUCGCAAGGCACUGUAAAGUGGUGAUCCUAACUGACCUAAAACAGGGAAUCUUUACUCUGAAUAAAUGUCAGGAAUUGUGAAAAACUGAGUUUAAAUGUGUUUGGCUAAGGUGUAUGUAAACUUCCGACUUCAACUGUACAUAACUACAGUAUGACCAUUGUCUGGUCAAUGCUUUGGAGCUGGAUCAGUACCGUGCAGAUAAUUUGCCAAAACAUUUUUUUUGUCACUGGGCAUUGAUUAUGGGUUCAAUCCUUUUAGUCUACUUUAGCAUUCUUCUGUAAUCAACAUGCACUGGAAAGUACUUUGUGUCUGUAGAUCUAAUGCGUCCCUGAGCAGUCCCUGUGAUAUUGUACAGUGUACUCUGGUUCGUUCUUUCAAAUCUGUCAUGUGCUGAACUAGCUGUGUGUCUGUAGUAUAGCAGACCAUUGACGAUGCAUAGAACAGUCUUUGAUUUAUUUGAAAGAGAAAAAAGCCACCAUGGUGCCCAGAAAUUAUUUUUCAGAGGGGGUUCUGAAGCUGUGUACUGGAGAUAGACAUAUACUUGCCAUAUCUCAGCACUGUGCAAAGCUAAAGGAACUCUAUACAGUGAGUUUUGUAUAUUAUGGAAAAACCGUCAGUGUCUUGAUUUGUUUUGUCCACUUUCUUUAAAUGUACCUUUUUUAUGAGACCAUUUCAUACUCAUUGUCUUUCCGAACUUUUUUAAUGUCUUUUCAUAUGAAAGGGUCAGCUUUUAUAGGGACAGUUUUGAGGCUUUUAAAUCGUUUUUAAUACCUGUUCGAUCUUUUUAACAAGUCCAAUGAGAUCAAGGACUUUUUUGUAUAUAAAUGAGCUUGAAACAUUCCUUUUUUUGACUGGUUCUGGUGUAAACAUGUUUUCAACGAUUACCGUCAAAACGGAACCAUUUAUUUUCGUGUUGUGCUCCAUAUGAUCUCUGAGGUUAAAUCAUAACCAAGAAACAUUGUCCUUUUUUAGGAACCGAUGAACUGUACAUGUAUUACUGACACCUGGAAAAUGCCUUUAACUGCUCAGUUUCAACUAAGUCUUGAUUAUCACACACUCUCUGUACUCCCAAGAAAAGAGACCCAGCGAAAAUGUAGCAUUUUUGUGAACAUUGACUGUGUGUUUUCAAGACUGUACUGUGCACUCAUUUCUUUUUUUGUGUUUUAUUUUUGUUGAUACAUUAUGGAAGUAAGGACAAUUUGUUAUGUAGUGCAAUAUGCUGUACAUAUAAGAGCUUUGCUCAACAAAUCUUUUUCUGAAUUACUUGUUCUGUUUUAUUGGUACUUUUUUUUCAAUAAAAUUAUAUUGAAAGUGUAAA
Messenger RNA from Oncorhynchus nerka (sockeye salmon), 8197 nucleotides. RefSeq names its product bcl-2-modifying factor-like. Lineage: Eukaryota; Metazoa; Chordata; Actinopteri; Salmoniformes; Salmonidae. Gene Ontology annotation, biological process: apoptotic process; positive regulation of apoptotic process; negative regulation of autophagy. The record is from RefSeq and is a predicted model, not a curated record. The coding region runs from base 159 to 638 and encodes 159 amino acids. The transcript is spliced from 4 exons. Gene Ontology annotation, cellular component: myosin complex.